Molecule: messenger RNA, 987 nt
Organism: Lodderomyces parapsilosis
Lineage: Eukaryota; Fungi; Ascomycota; Pichiomycetes; Serinales; Debaryomycetaceae
Gene: ARA1
Product: D-arabinose 1-dehydrogenase (NAD(P)(+))
Exons: 1
Coding region: 1-987 (328 amino acids)
Cellular component (GO): cytosol
Molecular function (GO): aldose reductase (NADPH) activity
Source: RefSeq, a predicted model, not a curated record
AUGUCUACUACAAUCAAGAAAGCCACUGACGUCUAUUUCACCUUAAACAAUGGUAUCAAGAUCCCGGCUUUAGGUUUGGGUACUGUUCCAUCGGGUGAUCCAAGUGGAGUUAAGGAUCAAGUUGUCACCGCAAUCAAAGCUGGUUAUCGUUUAAUUGAUACUGCUUGGUACUAUGGUACAGAAAAAUAUGUUGGACAAGCUUUGAAAGAAGUAUUUGAUGAAGGUGUCGUCAAGAGAGAAGAUAUAUUUAUCACCACCAAAGUGUGGCCCUCGUUUUGGCACAGUCCUGAAAAAUCAUUGGAUAUUUCAUUAAAAACACUUGGUUUGGAUUAUGUUGACUUGUUUUUGCAACAUUGGCCAACUGAAUUACAUGGUGAUGAAAAUGGUGAACCAACUGCUCCAAAAGAUGACAAGGGAAAUUUGAUUUAUGACGAUGAUCCAGCAACUGGUACUAAGUUUAUUGAAGUUUAUCAAAGUUUGGAAAAGAUUUUGGACAAUACCAAAAAGACUAGAUCAAUUGGAGUUUCCAACUACUCCUUGCCCAAAAUACGUCAAUUGUUGCCUCAUGUGAAGCAUGUUCCAGUCGUUAAUCAAAUAGAAUACCACCCACAAUUGCCACAGCAAAAUUUGGUUGAUUUCUGUAACGAGCACAAGAUUAUCGUUGAAGCUUAUUCUCCAGUUGGUGGCCCAGGAGCACCAGUGUUGAACUUGCCAUUGGUUCAAGAAUUGGCCAAGAAAUAUGACGUUUCUACUAAUGAAAUUGUUGAUGCUUAUCAAAUUUUGAAUGGUAGAAUUGCCAUUCCUAGAUCGUCUAAUUUGGAGAGAAUUAAAUCAAUUGUCAAUUUGCCUGAUUUGAGUAAAGAAGAAUUGGAUGAAUUGUAUCAAAUUGGAGUUGUUAAUCCAACAAGAUACACGAAUGACCCUUGGGGUUAUGGUUUGGGAUUCCGUUGGUGGGAUGGAGACACUUUGAGUAAAGAAUUUGAUUAG